This is a messenger RNA of Aspergillus pseudoviridinutans, 858 nucleotides long. Its product is annotated as NAD(P)-dependent oxidoreductase. The record is from RefSeq and is a predicted model, not a curated record. Lineage: Eukaryota; Fungi; Ascomycota; Eurotiomycetes; Eurotiales; Aspergillaceae. Bases 1 to 858 code for a protein of 285 amino acids. The transcript has a single exon. Gene Ontology annotation, molecular function: oxidoreductase activity, acting on the CH-OH group of donors, NAD or NADP as acceptor; NADP binding.
AUGUCAUCCGUUAGCAUUUUCGGUCUGGGGGCCAUGGGCACAGCUUUGGCCUCUCGGUUCCUCGAAGAGAAGUACAAAGUCGCCGUAUGGAAUCGAUCUUCAGAAAAGGCAAGCCCUUUACUCGACAGGGGCGCCACACUUUCCCAUACAGUAGUGGAUGCCAUCAACGCAAGUAAUCUGAUCGUUGUCUGCCUCCUCGAUAACGCCGCAGUCAAAGCAACCUUCGACAGCGCUCUUGACCACCUCCACGGCAAGACAAUCAUCAAUCUCACAAACGGAACACCCGACCAAGCUCGGAAACUAUCAGACCUGCUCGGCAGUCACGGUGCUCGAUACGUCCACGGCGGGAUCAUGGCCACCCCUUCCAUGAUCGGUUCGCUUCAUGCUCUCAUCCUGUACAGCGGGUCACCCGAUGCGUUUAAGGCCGCCGAGGCCGAUCUCUCCGUGCUGGCCAAGUGCGUAUUCCUCGGUGAGGAUACGGGUUCCGCGUCGCUGCAUGACCUUGCCCUUCUCAGCGGCAUGUACGGUCUCUUCUCAGGCUUCCUGCAUGCAACCGCUCUCGUGAGAUCGAGCACACCCGCCGUCAAGUUCGUGGACCUCCUGGUUCCCUGGCUGGGGGCAAUGACCGAAUACACUAAAGGGAUGGCAAAGCAGAUUGAUGAGGGGAAGUAUGCGAGCGAAGGAUCGAAUCUCGCUAUGCAAUUGGUUGCUAUUGACAAUAUUAUCGACGCCAGUGCGGCCGAGCAAGUCUCUGCUGAUUUUAUUCGUCCGAUGAAGGGAUUUAUGGAGAAGGCCGUAGCGGCUGGUCAUGGUGGUGAUGAUAUUUCUUCUUUAAUUGAUUUUGUGAAGUCAACAUGA